This is a messenger RNA of Brenthis ino (lesser marbled fritillary), 921 nucleotides long. The record is from the annotation of a GenBank genome assembly. Lineage: Eukaryota; Metazoa; Arthropoda; Insecta; Lepidoptera; Nymphalidae.
AUGAAUAAAAACUAUGAACGAUGUACCCAUUGCAAUCGACGAAAAUGGCUUGCUACAGGCUGUCUCAGAAAAUGGUUGAAACCAAUGGAAUGUAAACAUUUACAAAGAAGUAUCGAUAAUAAAAGAGAUUUUAGCAGUACAGACAUCGUAAAUACAGUAUUUUUACCAGAACGAAAAGCUCCAGUUAAUACUAAUAAGUUCGUAAAAUUUUGGAAAAAUAAGCUUCUUAUCACUGGAAGCGUUAGAUCUUUGCAGAGAUAUUUUGGUAAUAAAAACGACGAUGAUGAAUAUUUAUGUAAUUAUAGUAAAAGAGCCGAUAUCUCUUCUGAAAAACAAAUAAUGCCAAUUAGGAGUGAAACUAAGAAGGAAAUUGAUUUAGAAAACAUGUACAUGAAAUGUCAACAUUCUGAUGGUCAUUCUGUUCUUCGGGGACACCAUCAACAUGCCUCAGUUGAAAGUUGUGCGAUAUACUGCCAACUUUCCAAACAUGGUUGGUACUGGGGUGGAAUUACAUCAAGUGAGGCAGAAGAACUUUUAGCUGGACAACAUGACAAUGUUUUCUUAGUACGAGACUCCUAUGACUCUAGGCACAUAUUGUGUGUUUCAUUUCGUUGUGUAGGACGUACUCUUCAUGCUCGACUAAGGCAUGCUGAUGGCCUUUUUUCAUUAAACAAUGAAACAUUUGUCCCAGCUAAUAGAAUAUCAGAACACUGUGCCACAGUAGAUGUAAAGUCAAAAUUGUUUGAAAUGCCAGUGAAACUAGCAAGGCCCUUGAACAGAUUUGCAAGAUUAGACUCAUUACAAAAGAUUUGCAGGUUUGUAAUAAGACAAACAGUAUCUGAAGACUUAUGGAACAAAUUACCACUUCCUCCGAAUUUAAUAGCUUAUGUGUCUCUUGGUAGUGACUAUAUAGCCACAUUA